Molecule: messenger RNA, 1241 nt
Organism: Marchantia polymorpha subsp. ruderalis
Lineage: Eukaryota; Viridiplantae; Streptophyta; Marchantiopsida; Marchantiales; Marchantiaceae
Source: the annotation of a GenBank genome assembly
CAGGUUUCAGGUGUUGGAGUGUGGACCAGAGGAGGAAAUGCUUGUGAAGCCGUGAACAGCUGAAGCAGAAGCAGCUGGAGCUGGCCUGGCAUCAAUUUUCGUGCUCGGUGUUGCUCGUUUGUGAAAUUAGAAGGUUGUUUCGAAAGAUCGUGUGCAGAUUUUUAUCUUACCGACGUCGAGUCUGAGUCGUUGUAGACAUGGGGAGAGCAGCGCGGAAGUUGGUGGUAGAAGCAGAAUCCGAUUCUGAUGAUGGUGCCCCGGAGGAAGUAAACAUGGCUGCGGGUAGAGAUGAGGCAGAAAGAAUCAGAAGAGAGGAGAGGGAGUCGCAGAAGAGGGUUCUUGCUGCAGCCAAGGAGAAGAGGAAGAAGGCUAGUGGACCCAAAGAGGGAAAGACUAAGAAAAAGCAGAAAGCCGAGCUGCUAGCUGCAGCUGCAGAUGAAGCAGAUGCUGAUCAGGAGGAAGAGUUGACAAAUCAGCAGAAAGCCUCGAGGGCAGUUGCCCAUGGUCUUCUAGACGACUCUAUCGUGAAGUUUUUGGCUGCUCAGGAAAAGAAGGUAGUGGACAUUGAUAACAGUCUGCCAGAAAAGGUUGAACCCAAGGAGCAAACUGAAAAGAAGAAGAAGAGGAGAAAGAAUGACUCGUCUCCGAGCGGGGUGAAAGUAGUCGUUUUAUCAAGCAUUAAGCCGAAGGCGGCAUCUUUUCAUAGUGCAAUGGAGUUCAGGAGGAAUCGUUUAUUUGGAGAAGAUGUACAUCGGUCUCUUGUUAUGCUGCCCAAGAAGGUUAGGUGACAGGUUUGAAGGAAGGUCAAGGCAGUGUUCAUCCUUUGCUGCUACUCGGCGACAUGAAUUUUUAUGCCAAGAUGCCGCAUGGCUUGCUUCUGGCUUCUCCAUGACUUCAAGUAUGAAGCAUGGCAUUUGCUUCUAAAUGGAAGGCAAUAGCUGGAUGAUAAGGAGCCAAAGAUAAAUUUGCAUACGGAGACAUCAACGUUCCAAGGAGCUGGCUCAUCUCGGAGGCCAAAUAUAAUUGAAGAAUUAUUUGCGGCUUUGUGAUAGAAAGUAUCGAGCAGCUCAUGUUUCAUGACUCCAACACAAGAGCGGAGGUGUCUUUGCGGCUUGUAUUUGAUACCCGACGAGAGUGUAGGUUAAAGUAGAUUUCAGUAGAAAAAUGACAGACGAACAGAGUGGAUGUAUUACUAUUCAAUCUAUCAAACAAAUUUUGACGGAAGCAACGGAGGCACAUGU